Molecule: messenger RNA, 2661 nt
Organism: Plasmopara halstedii
Lineage: Eukaryota; Oomycota; Peronosporomycetes; Peronosporales; Peronosporaceae
Exons: 1
Coding region: 1-2661 (886 amino acids)
Cellular component (GO): membrane
Source: RefSeq, a predicted model, not a curated record
AUGCGCUAUUUUAAUGGACUUGUUAUUCUGGCGAUCGGAUGGCGCUUCGUCCUUGGAACGACAACUUCUUGGCCAACAACGUGCUCGAGUGCAGCCGAUGAGAUGUGGCAAAACACGUGCCCUAUACGUACAGCAAAUAACACGAAUUACGUCUCUCCUUCAGGCAUGACAUCGGCACAGAUUAAUGUUGAUGAGAAUAAUGCUAUUGUAGCUUAUAAGACUGCACGUCAGAGUGCAUUGAAACUUAGUGCUAUUGCAGGCAAUUCCGCUAUGUCUGGAAUGCGUCAAAAAAGUGAGACGUGGUACAAACGAUCGUUGGUUAGUUUCACCACUUAUAUAUGUGUAAAAUCCUCCACUGCACCGGAACUUGAGCGCUGUGUCGACUCUUCAAGCAGUGAUGCCGUACGUGACAUUGACGGUAAAUGUGUUCUCAUGCUUGAUGCCGACUCGUGUAAUAACAAAGGAAAAUGUGAGCGUCGGAGUAAUUGCAAGUGGGACGAUGUAAUUCCAAAUGGAACAGAAAGUCGUCGAAAGCUAUUUACCGAUGAAGAUGUUAUAGUUGCGGAGAAGUGGAUGUCAAUGGGCUAUCCAAGUUCAUUGGCACCGUUUGUGGCUCCUGGUACUGUCAUGGGAGUUCUUACGGCCUUGGGCUGCAUUGGGUUUGUCUUGCUUCGGUGUUUUUUUAACCGUUGUGGAGGACGAGAGCCAAACGAAAAAGGGUAUUCGCGCUGUGAUAUUAUUGUGCCAACGCUGAUUUUCCUUAUCUGCUCGCUGGCAGUUUUCAUCUGUAUGGUUGUUACUGCAGCACUUAAUACGAACAUCUCGGACGGUGUCGAAGAUGUGUUGUAUUCGCUGAAAGCUACUUUACAGAAUGCAAACAUCUUUGUGAAUAAUCUCCUUACUCCACUUAAUAAUGCCACGACAGAGUUUGCGGUCGCCUCAAAAGCAGUUGCUGCGCAGCUUAAAAAGACUAAUUGGAUCGCUACGGACGGUGCUACUCUUCGGAAAAUGAUUCUCGACUUUGAAAGUAUCUACUACAAUCACGGCUCGUUUCCGAAACUUACGUGCGAUCCCGCUACGAGUGAGACAUUCUGUUUGGCGUGUCCUGAUAGAGUUUGUGGUUCUCCAGUCACGCAUUUCAUUAACAGUACUGGAGCCGCUAUCUCGACCAGCAGUGAUAUUGUGGACAAUUCUGUCAGCUUGCUUCAAACUUCAUUUGUAUUUGGCAGUACCGCUAUAGAUAUGACCUUGCGUACUGCGGUACGGGAUAUGACUGCCCUCGGUGCAAUGACAAAUAGUUCCAUCGAUGUUGUCGACGUUCUCACCAAUACAUUUAAUGACUUGUCCUAUUCUCGUAGUGCACUUGUCGUAUGCGUCUUUUUUUUUGGAAUGAUCGCGUCAAUUGUGGGCAUCAUCGCUAUUGUUAAAAAUGCUUGCACUACCAAGUCAACCAAGUGGGUACAUUUACUUCACGUGAGCUGGUCACUUGGUGUGCUGGUCUGUGUUUUGAGUUUUGUAUUAUCUGCCUCACUCCUUGCUGUCGGUGCUGUGUGGUAUGAUUCAUGCGAAUACAUGAAGUUGCUGCAUCAAGAUAUGUCUCCAUAUGCUUCAAAACAGAUGGCAGCAAUGGCAAAUGCGUGCUUUAACGGUAGUACCAUUCUAGCACCGCUGGGACUUGCUGUUCCGUUGUCAUUCUCGUGUAAUAUCGAAGACGAGUAUAGAGUCCUUCAGAUUGCAGAUACGAAAAUGGUGGAAAGUAUCAUCUCGAGUUAUGGUGAGACUGUUUCGAAUUAUGAUCGCAUGGACUUUAACUUUAAUUCGACGAAAGCAAGAAGUCUCGUGUCAAAGCUUUCGAUUGCAGCAGAGGCAGCAUUGAGAAAACCAAUUGUAAAGUUUACACAGGAAAAUAUCUUGACGCCGUGGGUAGCAUACAACGAGCCGUCUACAUCCUACAAUUGUGUCAACACGUCUAUUGAUGACCUACCCGUGUGCUUUAUGACAGGUUUAUGUGACUCGAAUUCAUCAUCUAACACGACGCUCCAAGCUGCUUGUCAACUAGCCUUUUACGAAACUUACGAAUAUCUUUUAGCCUUUGACAAGGCAAGUAUGAUGCUUGGCGAGAUGCGCGAGACGUUAUUGGGUGACACGGGUAAAAUCUUUCCAGAUCAAUGGAACUACUCGGUCUCCAUUAGUGAAUUUGCUAAAGCUUAUUUCACUAAGAUUACAGCUCUUAAGACUGAUACAUUAUUAAACAUGCUUGGCGAAGAUGGUGCUGUGCGAAACAUGCUGACAGCUGUGGAACAGACUCGGUGUUCAGGGGAUUGUUCGUGGGCCAAUUUAUCAUUUGAUGCCAUAAACGAAGCGCUUUGCCAUAAUGUCUUGGGCACGACGCUUGCUAUUUCACUCUGUGCAUUAUUUCUAAGCCUCUUUCUCUUACCUCUUAUAAUCUCAGCCAUUAUUCUACAAAAGCGUCUUCGUGGUGUGGCGCAAGGCACAUAUGACCAACUAGAAGCGCGAUUACAGGAGUUGGAACGCCGUGCUAAGCAGCAAAAAGGAGAAAGCGAGGGUUUAACACCUAAUGAUCCCAGUGUGAAGCCAUCAGGUGGCCUUAGUGCGCUUGGCGGGCUUUUUAAGGGCAAAAAGGUGCAAUCACCGAUAUAA